Oncorhynchus mykiss (rainbow trout) is the source of this 1576-nucleotide messenger RNA. It is a transcript of the gene upb1, whose product is annotated as ureidopropionase, beta. Lineage: Eukaryota; Metazoa; Chordata; Actinopteri; Salmoniformes; Salmonidae. The record is from RefSeq and is marked provisional. Gene Ontology annotation, molecular function: beta-ureidopropionase activity.
GCACAAGGCUUGGACAGUAUACAGAAGUAGCCUCAAAAUGUCGGGGUCUGCGUUUGAAUCUCUGGAGAAGACAUUGGAGAAACAUAUUCCAGAUGAGGAAUUGAAAGAAGUUAAACGAAUCUUGUUUGGAAAAGAAACCAAGAAGUUGCUUCUACCAGCAUGUGCAGUGGAGAUAGCUUUGGAGAGGGACUUUGAGCUUCAGGGGUACAUGUUUGAAGCUUCCACGGAGCAGCUCAGGACCCCGAGGCCUGUCCGGGUGGGCCUCAUUCAAAACCGCAUCGUCUUGCCCACUGAUGCCCCUGUCCUGGAUCAGAUCACAGCGCUCCACAAAAGGAUUGGUGAGAUGGUGGAUGUGGCGGCCAUGUGUGGGGUCAACAUUGUCUGCUUUCAGGAGGCCUGGACUAUGCCCUUUGCUUUCUGUACCCGGGAGAAAGAACCGUGGACAGAAUUUGCUGAGUCUGCAGAAGAAGGAUACACUACCCGCUUCUGCCAAGAGCUGGCAAAGAAAUACAAUAUGGUAGUGAUAUCGCCCAUUUUGGAGCGAGAGGAGGUACACAACAUUCUGUGGAACACAGCGGUAGUGGUCUCUAACUCGGGCAGUGUGCUGGGUAAAACCAGGAAGAAUCACAUUCCCCGAGUGGGAGACUUCAACGAGUCCACAUAUUACAUGGAGGGAAACACUGGCCACAAAGUGUUUCAGACCCAGUUUGGAAAGAUUGCUGUGAACAUCUGCUAUGGGCGCCAUCACCCUCUCAACUGGUUCAUGUACAGCAUGAAUGGAGCAGAGAUCAUCUUCAACCCCUCUGCAACUGUUGGAGGACUCAGUGAGCCCAUGUGGUCAAUCGAGGCUAGGAAUGCAGCAAUAGCAAACCACUGCUUCACCUGUGGAAUCAACCGUGUUGGGACAGAGCACUUUAACAAUGAGUUCACCUCUGGGGAUGGAAAAAAAGCUCACCAAGAUUUCGGGUACUUCUAUGGGUCAAGCUAUGUGGCUGCUCCGGAUGGCAGCCGCUCACCAGGCCUGUCCAGAACCCGUGACGGACUCCUUGUGACUGAAAUGGACCUCAACCUGACCAGGCAAAUCAGUGACAAAUGGAGUUUUAAGAUGACUGGGAGGUAUGAAGAGUAUGCAGAGGAGCUCACCAGGGCCACCAAGCAGGACUUCAAACCCAACAUUAUCAAGGAGUAGAAGAUCCAUGCGUUCUGAAGGGACCUCUACAUGGAGACGGGCUGCACUGUAGACAUGAAGUCACUGUUGAGGCAGACAUGUCUAGUGCCAUCAAGAGUAUGAACAGACCAAUUAAAGCCAGCCAUUUGUUUAAAUUAUUUUAUUGAUUACAGUACGUAAUUGGAAUUGUAAAAAAAAAAAAGUUUGCCAUUUUAAUAGAUAACAAAUACACAACCAUGAAUAAAUUGUCUUCCCACCCAAUUAGUAGAUUGGGAAAAUAUCUUAUGUUAAAAUAUUAUUUAAAUAAUACAUAAUUAUGGCUGGUACAAAUACCAUAGUGCAAUAUCAUCCAUGAUACCAAAAUGUAAAAAUAAAUGUUGAAUGAGAAUUAAAUAAAGGUGUCAUUCU